This is a messenger RNA of Chenopodium quinoa (quinoa), 1422 nucleotides long. RefSeq names its product ATP-dependent DNA helicase PIF1-like. Gene Ontology annotation, biological process: DNA repair; telomere maintenance. Bases 1 to 1422 code for a protein of 473 amino acids. The record is from RefSeq and is a predicted model, not a curated record. The transcript has a single exon. Gene Ontology annotation, molecular function: ATP hydrolysis activity; DNA helicase activity. NCBI's taxonomy places the organism in Eukaryota, Viridiplantae, Streptophyta, Magnoliopsida, Caryophyllales, Amaranthaceae.
AUGUUGCUGAAAUUUUCAACUGGUGUGGUAACAUUUGUUAGAAACUAUUCCACACAAAUUGGAACAAAAUUUCCUAUAAAGAAACCCCAAUUUACCAAUGUUAGAAUACCCAGAAUCUCUAAAGUCCCUAAUGUGGAAUGGACUGAUGAGCAAUUGCAAGUUUUUGAAGCUGUUAAGCGCCGCGAAUCGGUUUUUGUUACUGGGUCUGCUGGCACUGGGAAAACCAUGUUAGUUCAGGAAUUGAUUAAGACACUUAGGAAAAUGUAUGGAAAAAGGUAUGUUUGUGUGACUGCCCCAACUGGUGUUGUGGCCUGUACUCUUGGGGGUCAGACCCUUCACUCAUUUGCUGGUGUUGGCCUUGGUGAGGCAGAUGCCGAGGCGUUGCUGCCUAGGGUUUAUGGUAAUAGGUGGGUUUGUAAGAGGUGGACGAUGGUUAAAGCGUUGGUGAUUGAUGAAAUCAGUAUGGUAGAAGGGGAGUUUUUUGAUAAGCUUGAAUACAUUGCUAGAAAAGUUCGGGGAAUAGAUAAGCCGUGGGGGGGUAUUCAGCUAGUAGUCAGUGGCGAUUUCUUGCAGCUGCCACCAGUGAAUGUCGGUAAGAAUUUUGAUAAUCGAAAGGUAUUUGCUUUUGAAGCUGAUUCAUGGGAUUGUUCAUUUCAGUUACAAGUGGGUCUGAAAACAAUUUUCAGGCAAACAGACCCUGAACUUAUUAGGCUGCUUCAAGGUAUUAGAAGAGGGGAGUUAGAUGAUGAAGGUCACGAGCUGCUUAUGCAACGGCGUUGUUCUGAAGAGCCUGAUGAGGCUGUUUUGAGAUUAUUUCCAAGAGUAGAAGAUGUUAAUCGAGUAAAUGGUGCAAGAUUGGAAGGUGUGGGAGAAGAAAUUAUUGUUUAUGAAGCAUAUGAUAGCGGCGAAAAAAAUUGGAUUGAUCAAUUGGAUCGUGGAUUAGCUCCCAAGACACUUCACCUUUGUAGAGGUGCUAGGGUGAUACUAACAGUGAAUUUAAAUGUGAAGAAAAACUUGGUGAAUGGUGCUACUGGUACAAUCACAGGUUUCCGAAAGGCGAUUAAAGGUGACAUUGCGAAUAUAUGUGCUGAUAAGCUGUUGCCUACAGUGAAUUUUGACUCUGGAUGUGAGAUGGAGAUAGGUACUCGUACAUGGGAUCUAGUGAUGGGAGAUAAGAAGUGUGCUACAAGGAUGCAGUUACCCCUUAUGCUGGCAUGGGCGAUGAGUGUUCAUAAGUCUCAAGGCAUGACUGUGGACAGGCUUCACACUAAUCUCUCGCGGGCUUUUGGUUUUGGAAUGAUUUAUGUUGCUCUUUCCCGUUUAAGAACCUUGGAUGGUCUUUCUUUCACUUCGGAAAUUGACCCCAAAAAAAUUAAGGCUCAUCCUAAGGUUUUAGAGUAUUAUAACAAGCAUUUUUUGUGA